Molecule: messenger RNA, 873 nt
Organism: Cryphonectria parasitica EP155
Lineage: Eukaryota; Fungi; Ascomycota; Sordariomycetes; Diaporthales; Cryphonectriaceae
Product: DUF1774-domain-containing protein
Exons: 2
Coding region: 1-873 (290 amino acids)
Source: RefSeq, a predicted model, not a curated record
AUGGACCACAUCAACCGGAUAAACCCAUUCUCCAAGAGGGAAUCCCAUAGCCCUUCAGCUGUCAUCACCUACAAGGUGUUGACAUUGCUCACAUGGCUCCUCUCUGUCGUUAUAUCUGUCUACUACACAGUCGCCUCGCCUGCCGACGAACUGAAGCACGGCCGGACCAUUCCAGGCCAGAAUUUCCUGCACCCGUCUGGCUUCAGCCUUAACUUCCCGCUCGUAGAUGCCUACUUUAUUGUGCUCUUCAUAUUGCAGCUCGGGUACAUCCUCCACCUCUUCUCGAGCGACAUCGAGAAGGUCAACGCCGCCUGCGCCUGCGGUUCCCACUUCAUCCUGAACAACCUCCUUCACUUCGCCUUCGUCAUGCUCUUCGUGCGGGGCCAUUUCGUUUGGGCCGAGAUCAUCCUCAUUGUCAACUUCUUCAAUCUCUCGUCACUCGCCUUCCGUCACCAUGCGUAUCCGCGCUUCAUCCACGUCCCCGUGGUCUCGGGCCCCACAGCGUGGACCUUCGUUGCCAUUUAUUGGAACGGAGCCAUCAUGGUGCCCCAUGAGGACAGCCUGGUAGCAAGGAUCUUUGCCAACAUCUUCGUCUGGUCCAUCCUUGCCUACGGCCUCUUCUUCAUCGUCGCCUACAAGGAUUACACGAUGGGCUUCUGGCUCAGCGUCCUUGCCGCCUCUCUGGGAGCCGCCCAGUUCCAGCGACAGAUCAUUGCGCUUCAGUGGAUCUUUGCCUUUGUCAUCCUGGCCAUCCUUUUCGUCUUGUCCUCUGUCGUGGCCAUCUCUGCCUGGACGGGCCGUGAGCUGGGCUGGGGCAAGAAGAACCAGGAUGCUGCCGAUGCCGAGCGUGCUCCGUUGCUGGCGGACAACUAA